AUGGAUUUCCCUCAGCAUCGUCCGUGGAACCGUGAUGGGUUCGAAAUAGCGAUCAUUUGCGCCUUACCCCGCGAAACCAAUGCUGUUCUUUGCAGCAUGGAUGAGAUCUGGCAUGAUUGCCGCCAUUACUAUGGAAAGAGCGCUGGAGAUGAUAACUCUUAUGAUUUCGGGGAAAUUGGCAACCACAGUGUGGUCAUCGUAACAUUGCCAAAUAUGGGCCUAGUGAAGUCGUCAAGCGCUUCCCGAUCCCUCAAGAUGAGCUUCAGCUCCAUCAAGCUGGCUUUGCUUGUUGGCAUGUGCGGUGCGGUUCCAUUCAAGAAAGACGGGUCCGAAAUUGUCCUCGGUGACGUUAUCAUCAGUGAAACGAUUGUUGAGUUGGACUACGGCCGACAGUAUUCCGACAGCUUCAGACGGAAAAAUGCAUUACUUGACGUCCAUGGUCGACCGAACGAAGAGAUACUCGGGCUACUGCAGCGUUGGAAAAUCCCGGUUAUUUUCGAAACAUUACGGCAAGGCUCCAUGCGGCAUCUGAAUGCUCUGCUGCAAACCAUGAACACGAACUAUCCAGGCGUGCGCCAAGACAUACUUUUUCAACCUGAUUACAUACAUAAACAUCGUGGGAAAUGCAUGGAAUGUAGUGAUGUCGUGGGAUCCGUAUGUCAACAUGCUCUCACGGCUUCAUGCAGCGACCUGUGCGAUGAGAGUAAAAUAGUUCCUCGCCAUCGCCUGAAGGAAGCAGCAGCAAAGCCGGACGGCACAAUCCCCAACCCUAAUAUUCAUAUCGGCCCGAUUGGUACUGGAAAUGCCGUUAUGAAGUCAGCCCAGCAUAGAGACCAGCAUGCACAUUCUGAUGGUAUCAUAGCGUUUGAAAUGGAGGGCGUGGGUGUUUGGGAUAAGUUCAAUUGCCUUGUCAUCAAAGGUGUUUGUGACUAUGCAGAUAGUCAUAAGAACAAGGUCUGGCAGGAAUAUGCGGCUGCGGUUGCUGCUGCUGUCGCCAAAGAGGUUUUGGUGCAGUAUGUGACACCUCAAAUGCUUCCAAAUCCAUCGGUUUCCAAUGGUGAGCUCCCGCGACAGAAUCCAAAUCAUUUGACUGGGCGGGAACAAACUCGGUAA
Molecule: messenger RNA, 1113 nt
Organism: Aspergillus steynii IBT 23096
Lineage: Eukaryota; Fungi; Ascomycota; Eurotiomycetes; Eurotiales; Aspergillaceae
Product: purine and uridine phosphorylase
Exons: 1
Coding region: 1-1113 (370 amino acids)
Biological process (GO): nucleoside metabolic process
Molecular function (GO): catalytic activity
Source: RefSeq, a predicted model, not a curated record